Molecule: messenger RNA, 737 nt
Organism: Oppiella nova
Lineage: Eukaryota; Metazoa; Arthropoda; Arachnida; Sarcoptiformes; Oppiidae
Source: the annotation of a GenBank genome assembly
CAACAAAAUAUAUUCUGUAAAUUAUUUGUUUUAACACUUCUUAAGCUAAAAUGUCUUCCAAAUGGAAAGUAUUAGGAAUAUCCGGAGUAACAUGUGGUGGGAAGUCUACUUUGGCCGACCGUUUGCAGCAACAGCUCGAACACUGUGUUAUCAUAAGUCAGGACCAAUUCUUUAGAGCCGAUGACGACCCCAACCAUGAAUGGAUUGACGUGAGCCCUACCAUCAGACACCAGAAUUGGGAGAGUAUGGCAAGUAUGGAUUGGGAGGCCUUUGCGCGAGCCAUCGAUGUCGUGUUGAGCAAAGAGCCGCCCAACCACUCGGCCCUUCUCAUCAUCGAAGGCCAUAUGAUUUACAAUUAUAAGCCCAUUUGUGACUUGUGUGACAAGAAGUUCUUCUUAACCCUCGAGAAGGACCAAUGUUUCGCACGAAGGGAUAGUCGCACUUAUUUACCGCCCGAUCCCAUCGGAUAUUUUGACCGCUGGGUUUGGCCCUUAUAUUUGCAGAAUAUGGAGCACAUGAAGAGCAUCCAAAAUGAUAUCCCAAUUGAAUAUUUGGACGGAAAUUGUGACCAAAAUAUCAUUUUUGAAACAGUAUUACAAGUCGUCAAACAAUUGUUUCAAUGAUUGCCUCAAUACUACUAGUAGUUUACUAAUAGACUAUUAGUAAUAGUAAAUUACUAUCAAUUAAAGCAAGUCUUCCACAAAUGAUUAUAUUUUUAUAUUUUCAUAUAAACUCAG